Entamoeba invadens IP1 is the source of this 1575-nucleotide messenger RNA. RefSeq lists its product as hypothetical. Bases 1 to 1575 code for a protein of 524 amino acids. Gene Ontology annotation, biological process: signal transduction. The record is from RefSeq and is a predicted model, not a curated record. The transcript is spliced from 2 exons. Lineage: Eukaryota; Evosea; Mastigamoebida; Endamoebidae.
AUGUCAACACAUAAGACUGAAGGAUAUGUCAAUAUCAGAGGUGGAGAGCUAAAAGGACCAAGGAAGUUAUACAUGAAAAUCCACUUGACAGAAAUCGCGUUUUAUAAAGAACAAUUCUCCACUAUGACCCCAACAAAAAGACCCAUUUUCACGAUUAAAAUAGCGAACACAUUUUUGCGAAAAAAAGUGUCCACUAUGCUCUUUGGAAUUGAGAAUGAAUCAACCACUUUCGAGUUAUUGGAAAACGACAAAUAUUACCAAAUAUGUUGCGACACAAAUGAUGAAUUUAACGAUUGGAUUUCAUCACUUUCACCUUUGAUACACUCGAUCGGAUAUUUUGGGUAUCCCCUCUCUGUUGCGGUUGAAAAAUCUGGGUGGAAGAUCCCACUACCUCUUUACCGGUUUAUACCUUUUUUAGAAGACAUGGGAUACUAUCAGACUCCUCAAGUCUUUGACACGAAAAUAACAAAACCAGAAAAGGAGAAGUAUCUUGCUCUUUUAGAACUUGAGAACGAUAUUAAUACAACAUCACUUCCUCCAAGAAUCGCAUUUCAUUUGACGUCUUUAUUUAUAGAAAGUAUUCCAGAACCUCUCAUUCAAAGAGACUAUUUUGACUUCAAAAGGGAAUUUAAAUGCGACAGCCAACUUACCCAAGUUGAUUGCAUCAAAAGAGCAUUGUCUGGUUUGAGCAAUGAAAACAAAGACACUGCGACUUAUAUCCUAAGACAUAUAUUCAAUUUGUAUUCAUACUCCGAAUGCAACAAUUGUAGUGUUAAAAUAUUAUCAUUGCUUUAUGGCAAGUGCUUUCUGAACAACUCAAAAGACUCUGAAUGUGAGAGCAUCUUGUUUGACUUUUUCAAACUAAUGUUGAGUGAGUUUGAAUUCAUCUGUGAGGAUAUGAUUGACCAUUUUCAGACAAUGGGAACACCUCCUCCUUAUCCCGCAAAACCAUCCAAACAGAUAAAUGUGUACCAAAUACAAGUACAGGGCGCAAUUGAAAAAUACUUUUUGCAGUUCAGCGAAGAAAUUGGGUUUGUUCGAAGUUCGUUUAAAAAGCGUCCAGAACGCAGAGAAUCUAAAGAUAAAAAGGAGAAACCUGAAAAAUUCGAAAAGAAGCGGUCUGGCACGUGGGAUGACUCGAGUGAUAUGUUACUUUGUAUUGGAGAACUCGAAGAUAAAGAUCGUAAGGAUUUGAAAAACAACAGUUUGCCUUCGAUUCCUUUUGGUGAGCAAAAAAGAAAUGAAGUCUUCAAAAGGAAAAACAGUAUGCCAAAAAUACAAAUAGAACCAAAACAGCGAACAUCUUUUGGGUUCAAAAAAGUGUAUUCAAUCACUCGACCAGAGUCCGUGCAAAGAAGUGGAACAAUCAGUGUCACAAGUCCAGCGUGUUCAGAGGGAAGAGGAAGCCCGAAACCAUUUGAGGUAAAGUCUCCUCGAAAGAAAGAUUUUACCUUUAAAGCUCUUUUAAAUCGAGGCAAAAAACAAAGGCUAACAACUGAAAUUGAAAUCGAUCAAAUUCUCAAGACAAACUCCAUUGAGAAGAAAGGAGAGAAAUUUUUAGUUAACGCGAAGUAG